Falco peregrinus (peregrine falcon) is the source of this 11943-nucleotide messenger RNA. RefSeq names its product pleckstrin homology domain interacting protein (gene PHIP). The transcript has 40 exons. Bases 613 to 6084 code for a protein of 1823 amino acids. Gene Ontology annotation, molecular function: protein binding. Gene Ontology annotation, cellular component: nucleus. Gene Ontology annotation, biological process: regulation of transcription by RNA polymerase II; regulation of cell shape; cytoskeleton organization. NCBI's taxonomy places the organism in Eukaryota, Metazoa, Chordata, Aves, Falconiformes, Falconidae. The record is from RefSeq and is a predicted model, not a curated record.
GAGAAAGCGCCUUUCAGCCGCCAGCCCGCCGCCUUCCCGCCCACCCCGCCUCUGCCGCUCCGACAUCUUCUGCCUGAGCCCGCCCGCCCGCUAAUAAACACGUAGUGCUCGCCCUCGUCCCUUCUCCCCUCAGCUGGGCAGCGCCAGGGGCUGCCGCGGCGGCGGCGGGGCGGGAGAGGGGGCAGGAGAACGCGGCUCCCCCCUAUCCCCGCCUGACCGCCCUCGCCGCCGGGCGCCGGGGACUGAGGGGCGCGGGAGGGGGGGGGGGGGGGGGGAGGGGCGGCGCGCGCGGCGCGAGGGGCCGGGAGGGCUGAGGAGGGGGGCGCGGAGGAGGAGGAGGGGACUCUUUCUCCGGGCGGAGGGAUCGCGCUCGCUCGCGCUGGCUGGCGGCGGCGGCGGCGGCAGCGGCGGCGUUGGCGGCGGGUUGCUGUGAGUUGUUGUUUCCUCCUCCUGCCCGUGGGUUGAAUGGUGGAGCCGAGACUCUUCCUGGUGAACGAACAGUGACAGCUACCGGGCGGGCGGACGCGUUUCGCUGGGACCCGACGCUGCCGCGGAGCGCGGCCCGAGCCCCCCCCCCCUUCCCCCCCUCCCCUCCUCGUUUUUCGCCUCGCCAUGUCCGGGGACGGCGGCAGCAGGCACACGGCGGAGCUGCGAGCGGAGCUCUACUUCCUCAUCGCUCGCUUUUUGGAGGACGGACCCUGCCAGCAAGCGGCUCAGGUCCUGAUCCGAGAAGUGGCGGAGAAAGAGCUGCUGCCCAAGCGUACGGACUGGACGGGCAAGGAGCAUCCCCGGAGCUACGAGAACCUGGUGAAAUACUACAGACACUUGGCACCUGAUCACUUGCUUCAAAUAUGCCAUCGACUUGGACCACUUCUAGAGCAAGAAAUUCCCCAAAGUGUCCCUGGAGUGCAGACCUUAUUAGGAGCUGGCAGACAGUCUUUGCUUCGUACAAACAAAAGUUGCAAACAUGUUGUAUGGAAGGGAUCUGCUCUUGCUGCACUACAUUGUGGGAGGCCUCCAGAGUCCCCUGUAAAUUAUGGUAGUCCACCUAGUAUAGUGGAUACCCUAUUUUCAAGAAAACUAAAUGGAAAGUACAGACUUGAACGCCUUGUUCCAACUGCAGUCUAUCAACACAUGAAGAUGCACAAACGAAUUUUAGGACACUUGUCUUCUGUAUACUGUGUAACUUUUGAUCGGACUGGCAGGCGAAUAUUUACUGGAUCAGAUGAUUGCCUUGUAAAAAUCUGGGCAACAGAUGAUGGAAGGUUGUUGGCUACCCUGAGAGGGCAUGCAGCUGAAAUAUCUGACAUGGCAGUGAACUACGAAAACACCAUGAUAGCUGCUGGAAGCUGUGAUAAAAUGAUCAGAGUUUGGUGCCUUCGAACUUGUGCACCCUUAGCAGUUCUGCAGGGCCACAGUGCAUCUAUAACAUCAUUGCAGUUCUCUCCACUGUGCAGUGGCUCAAAGAGAUACUUAUCUUCAACCGGGGCAGAUGGAACAAUAUGCUUUUGGCUGUGGGAUGCUGGCACCCUUAAAAUAAAUCCAAGGCCAGCGAAGUUUACAGAACGCCCUCGGCCUGGAGUCCAAAUGAUCUGUUCUUCUUUUAGUGCUGGUGGAAUGUUUUUGGCCACUGGGAGUACAGAUCACAUCAUUAGGGUUUAUUUCUUUGGAUCAGGUCAGCCAGAGAAGAUAUCAGAGUUGGAGUUUCAUACUGACAAAGUUGACAGCAUUCAGUUUUCUAAUAGUAGUAGCAGAUUUGUGAGUGGAAGCCGUGAUGGAACAGCACGAAUCUGGCAAUUUAAGCGAAGGGAAUGGAAAAGCAUUUUGUUAGAUAUGGCUACUCGCCCAGCAGGACAAAGUUUACAAGGAGUUGAAGAUAAAAUCACAAAGCUGAAAGUGACCAUGGUGGCAUGGGACCGCCAUGACAACUCUGUUAUAACUGCAGUAAAUAAUAUGACUCUGAAAGUUUGGAAUUCUUUCACUGGCCAGCUCAUUCAUAUUCUCAUGGGACAUGAAGAUGAAGUGUUUGUACUUGAACCGCAUCCAUUUGAUCCAAGAGUUCUUUUCUCUGCUGGACAUGAUGGAAAUGUCAUAGUUUGGGAUUUGGCAAGAGGGGUCAAAAUCCGGUCUUACUUCAACAUGAUUGAAGGACAAGGACAUGGUGCAGUUUUUGACUGCAAGUGCUCUCCUGAUGGACAGCAUUUUGCAUGUACUGAUUCUCACGGUCACCUUCUGAUUUUUGGCUUUGGUUCCAGUAGCAAAUAUGACAAGAUAGCAGAUCAGAUGUUCUUUCAUAGUGAUUAUCGGCCCCUUAUCCGUGAUGCCAACAACUUUGUCCUGGAUGAACAGACACAGCAGGCUCCACACCUUAUGCCUCCCCCAUUUUUGGUUGAUGUGGAUGGCAACCCUCAUCCUGCAAGGUAUCAAAGACUAGUUCCUGGUCGUGAGAACUGCAGGGAGGAACAGCUUAUUCCUCAGAUGGGAGUGACAUCUUCAGGAUUGAAUCAAGUUCUUAGUCAACAAGCAAAUCAAGAGAUCAGUCCGUUGGAUAGCAUGAUUCAAAGACUUCAGCAAGAGCAGGACCAGAGACGUUCUGGGGAGGCAGGAACCAGUAGUACCACCCGGAUAAGCAGAGGAUCUGUAAGUUCUACCUCAGAAGUACAUUCACCACCAAAUAUAGGAUUAAGACGUAGUGGACAAAUUGAAGGUGUGCGUCAGAUGCAUAGCAACGCACCAAGAAGUGAAAUAGCCACUGAACGGGACCUUGUGGCUUGGAGUCGAAGAGUUGUAGUGCCUGAACUGUCUUCUGGUGUGGCCAGUAGGCAGGAAGAAUGGAGAACAGCAAAGGGAGAAGAAGAAGUAAGGGUGUAUCGAUCAGAAGAGAAAAGAAAACAUGUAACGAGUCACAUUCAAAGAGAAAACAAAAUACCUACUUUCGCUAAGAAUCAUUCUCACGAUCAUUUACUAGACACUAGCGACUCAAGAAAACAGCAAGCUAAUCAGCACAACUACCGUACGAGAUAUGCAGUAGAAGAAACAGCAAGGCCUGCUGAGGAGUUAGAAAAUGGACAUAGUUCCUCAGAUGAAGGGGAAGUAGUUGUUGCCAGUGGUGGAACGUCAGAAGAUGACGAAAGAGCAUGGCACAGUGAUGGCAGUUCUAGUGACUACUCUAGUGAUUAUUCUGACUGGACGGCAGAUGCAGGAAUCAAUUUGCAACCACCAAAGAAAAUUCCUAAAAUUAAAACAAAGAAAGCAGAAAGUAGUUCAGAGGAUGAAGAAGGACCUGAAAAACAAAAGAAGCAGAUUAAAAAGGAAAAGAAGAAAGGGAUGGAGGAGAAAGAUGGACCAUCAACAUCACCAAAGAAGAGGAAACCCAAAGAGAGAAAACAAAAGAGGCUGGCUGUAGGAGUUCUGGCAGAAAAUGGUUUGACACUGGAAGAAUGGCUGCCUUCAGCAUGGAUUACAGACACUGUUCCUCGUCGGUGCCCAUUUGUGCCACAGAUGGGGGAUGAGGUCUACUAUUUCCGACAAGGUCAUGAAGCAUAUGUGGUAAUGGCCAAGAAGAACAAAAUAUAUAGUAUUAAUCCCAAGAAACAACCAUGGCAUAAAAUGGAAUUACGGGAGCAAGAGCUAAUGAAAAUUGUUGGGAUUAAGUAUGAAGUAGGAUUGCCUACUCUCUGCUGUCUUAAACUAGCUUUUCUUGACCCUGAUACGGGUAAACUAACUGGAGGAUCAUUCACCAUGAAGUACCAUGAUAUGCCAGAUGUCAUAGAUUUCCUAGUUUUGAGGCAGCAGUUUGAUGAUGCAAAACAUAGACGAUGGAAUAUAGGUGAUCGUUUCAGGUCAGUGAUAGAUGAUGCUUGGUGGUUUGGAACAAUUGAAAGCCAGGAACCUCUUCAGCCUGAUUAUCCUGAUAGCUUAUUUCAGUGCUACAAUGUCUGCUGGGACAACGGUGAUACUGAGAAGAUGAGCCCUUGGGACAUGGAGCUGAUACCAAGUAAUGCUGUAUUUCCAGAAGAACUGGGAACUAGUGUUCCUUUAACAGAUGACGAACGUAGAACGCUGCUCUACAAACCUCUGGAUGGAGAGUGGGGUUCCAGGACCCGAGACGAGGAGUGUGACAGAGUUAUUGCAGGGAUAAACCAGCUCAUGACUCUAGAUAUUGCUUCUGCAUUCGUGGCACCUGUGGAUCUUCAGGCUUACCCCAUGUAUUGCACUGUUGUGGCGUAUCCCACAGACCUCAGUACCAUUAAACAAAGACUGGAAAGCAGAUUUUACAGGCGCCUUUCUUCAUUAAUGUGGGAAGUCCGGUACAUAGAACAUAAUACUCGCACAUUUAAUGAACCUGGAAGUCCUAUUGUCAAAUCUGCCAAAUUUGUCACAGAUCUUCUGCUACACUUCAUAAAAGACCAGAGUUGCUAUGACAUAAUCCCGUUAUACAACGCAAUGAAGAAGAAAGUGUUGUCUGACUCUGAGGAGGAAGAAGAGAAAGAUACAAACGUGCCAGGAACUUCCACUAGAAAAAGAAAGGAUCAUCAGCCAAAGCGGCGGCUACGUAAUAGAGCUCAGUCAUAUGACAUUCAGUCAUGGAAGAAGCAAUGUCAGGAGCUGCUAAAUCUCAUUUUUCAGUGCGAAGACUCAGAACCGUUCCGACAACCAGUGGACCUACUUGAAUAUCCAGAUUAUAGAGAUAUUAUUGACACUCCUAUGGAUUUUGCUACUGUUAGAGAAACACUGGAAGCUGGCAACUAUGAGUCACCGAUGGAGUUAUGUAAGGAUGUGAGACUUAUUUUCAGCAAUUCCAAGGCCUAUACACCAAGUAAAAGAUCAAGGAUUUACAGCAUGAGCUUGCGCCUUUCUGCUUUCUUUGAAGAACACAUAAGUUCUAUUUUAUCGGAUUAUAAAUCUGCCCUACGCUUUCAUAAAAGAAAUACAAUAAAGAAACGAAGGAAAAAAAGAAGUAGAAGCAGCUCAGUUUCCAGUAGUGUGGCAUCCAGCCCUGAAAGGAAGAGGAGAUUAAUAAAACCUCAUCUGAAGGCAGAAACUUCUGCCACCUCUUCAUGUUCUGCACCUGCACGGUCAACAGCGCCGAGACACGCUCCACCUCAGAUGAAUGGAAAAGCAGCUGAAACCUCUUCCCUUGUGCGGACUAGAAGCAAUAGGGGGGUAACAGAUGUGGCUGUUACAGAGCAACCAUCUACUUCUUCAGGAGCAAAGCCUUUAACAAUAAAGCCUUUAAUUACAAAGUCUACUACUACUGCAGGGUCAGGAAAGUCAGUACUGGAGAAUUCAACCAAACAUUCCAAGAGCCAGAAUAUUGUGUCAAUCCCUAGUCAGUCUGAUUACAGUCAUAACACUAGGAAUAACUCCACAAGAGAAAAUCCUGAGAAAGAGAAACAAAUCAAGCGCAAAGUAAAAUCUUCCACUGUUAAUCAACAAGCAGAUUGCAAGAAUAACGCUUUGGCAUCAGGAAGCGUCCAGGUAAACGGACAUGGAGGACAGCCUUUGAAACCUCCGGUUAAAAGAGGUCCCGGACGGAAACCGAAGGUGGAGACGACUAACAGUAGCUGUGAAGUGGUGCACAAGAAAAGAGGCCGAAAACCAAAAAAGCUACAAAUUGUUGAACAGCAAAAGGUUGCAGAGCAGAAUACAAUCCAGACUGCAAGGGAUAUACCAGAAGAAGCCUCUGCUUCUACCGCAUGCAAUUCUCUUUCUGAAAAUAAUAUGAAGGAAGACUUGUUACAAAAAAAAGGCCGUGGGGGUAGAAAGCCAAAAAGGAAGAUAAAGACCCAUCAGCCAGGCUCGGACCUCUUAGUUCCUGCAAAUGUAAAAAUGCAAACAAGAAGCAGGAGGAAAAAGAUAGAUGAGCCUAUGGAGGAGGGCUCUGAAGAGCUUAAAGAUUCUGAGCCUCACAUGAGAACUAGAAACCAGGGUAGGAGGACAGCCUUUUACAAUGAAGAUGACUCUGAGGAAGAGCAACGGCAGCUAUUGUUUGAAGACACCUCCUUAACUUUUGGAACAUCUAGCCGAGGCAGAGUCCGAAAGUUGACUGAAAAAGCAAAAGCUAAUUUAAUCGGUUGGUGAUUUUUACCAAGGGUUUUACUUCAGAAUGCUAUGAAGCAGGUACAGUUAAGGAACAGCAGAACAGACUUCUGCUUCCCUGCUGCUAUUAUGGGUUAGAAGAACAUGUUCUGAUUUGGGGAGAAAAAUCUAGCAAAAAAUAAACUGAAAGAACAUUCUUUGAAAGAAAUAUAUAUUUUAAACUUUUGCUAUUUAUUGCCCUCCAAAUAGGUUAUGCAUUUCAACAGUCAUUUUGUUCACAGUUGAGAGUAAUUGAAGCAAUUUCUGACUGACGUACAGAGUUGAGAACUACUCUGUUUUAGUAGUGCGUAGUAUCUCUACACAAUUAAAAAAAAGGUGAUAGAACUUUUAAUGCCACAAACUGAAAACGGAAGUCUUAUUUUUGACCAAGCAAGGUACACUUUGAUUGUAAAGUCAACUUGCCUAGGAAGGCAGAUUUUGGCAAACAGUGGCAGUAAUUCACUUACAUUUCUGUUAAAUACAGAAAUACCAAACUUAAAUCUCAAAACGCUUAAUUUCAGUUGUGAUGGAACAUUCAACUGCAAAAGGAGCCUAGCACAGGCUGUUGGUUUAUCCAAGUUCUGCCAAACAUAGCAAAAAUGUAAACAAAAUAUAUAUAUAUAUCCACAUUGGAAAAAGUUUGACUAAUGUCUAAUUUUUCAGACCUUGAUUCUUGUAUCAAUCACUAAAUCUCUGUUUAUUGUGCCAAAGACUGAGAAUCAGUGCAGUGGAAAGCCUUUUUUUCUUUUUGAGUGUCAGUACAGCAUACCAUUUGCAGUGAUAAAAGCUGUGUAUUGUUUUAAAUAGUAAGUUGUUAACAUUGUUCUGAAAUGUAUCCUUUUUGGUACUUUUGGUAGAAAAUAAUGCACUGGUGGGGUCCUUUGACAGAGAUGUUUUAGACAAAAUGUAUAAUUGGUUAAAGGAUUCAAGGAAAUUACAGGACAGGUAUGGAAUGAUGAUGUUUACUUUCUGAUCCAGAUUGAUUGUUGUUUCUACAACUUUAGACAUGCUUAAGAGGCUAAAAUGACCUACAAAGAAGAGUGUAUGUGUAUAUAUUAGUAUAUACAUAAACACAUACAUAUAAAAUAUUACCCAGGUAUAAAUUUUUUUCAGGAUUUUUUAGAUAGCACUAGAAUUGAAAAUAAAUUUUAAAAUGUCAUACUUUAUAGUUUAAUUUUAAGGGGAAGAUUGGUUAUUUUCAAUUAUUAAGGUUAAAAGGCCAAAUCACUUUUUAUGCAAUCAUGUUUUAUACAGUGGUCUCAUUGCACAUUGUGUUUUUCUGCACUUUUUAUGGUAUAUCACGCUGACAUAAGUCAAUAUACACCCUAAAGAAAAAUUCCAUUUAAUGAUUGUGCCUUGUAUUCUAUUAUUUCUUGCAUCCUUAGUAAAAUUAAGUUGUCUAUUGUAAAUGAUAACUAUAUGACUUAGGGGAAUGUAUUGUUAUAUGUACUGCUCUGGAAAAGAAAAGCAGUUAUUUAUUUGUUUAUGGUACAUUUAGUUAUUUUAUACCUUUGCAAACAAACUUUAAUACCAUUUUCUAUCACUUAAAAAAAAGUAUUGUCCAGUUUUAAGGAAAAAAAUACGGAAGUAGUCAUAUUUUCUGAGAUCUGGUAUGGUACAAAAAUGUAACCAAAAUUUUCUGGGUUUACAUUAUUUUGCAGGUUUGGAUAGUGUGAAAGUUCUGUGGGUUUGGGUUUUUUUUUUUGGUUUUUUUUUGGUUUGGUUUUGUGUGUGUGUGUGUGUGUGUGUGAUCUAACUUAGUUGAAAAAAUAAACCUGAAAUGAAACCUCAAAUCUGUACACCCUUAGUUAAUAAUAACUCUGGGGUGGGGUGGGGUGGUGUUUGUUUGUUUUUUGGUUUUGUGUUUGAUUUUUUUUUUUUUUUUUACAAACAUCAUCUGCAAUACCUGGAAGGGAGGGCAUACAGAAUUAAGACCUUAAAUUUGCACAGAUUCUGUAUACUUAUUUGAAGUCUGAUUCUUCACACUUCUAUUUUCUGUUACCAAAAAAAGCUUAAAUUUUUGAACACAGAACAUUGGUAUUUGGCACCAAGGGGAAUAAAAAUAUGCUACUGUGGAGAGCAAAUUAGUAUCCACCAUACCUAGUUUUCAUUAUGCAUUUUGCUACAAAAAAUGAUGAAAAUGUUUUCCAGAUCCUCUUUGAAUUGUUAUGGAUAUGAAUUUGGGGAGCAGGGAUUAGUUUGCAUUUCAUUUGUUGAUAUAUUUAUUUUUUUCUAACAAAUACUUCUUUAUCAUUCAGUUAAAACAGUGUCACUAAACAUGAGAUAAGAUAACAAGCUAUGGUUGUGCAGUUGCAAUGCAGCUUCACAAUUCACAGCUAAUUGAUUCUACUUGUUAAUUUUGUCAAGUCUCACUGAUGAAGGCAAUCAUUUGAAAAUGUGUAAUUUCCUGAUGUUAUCUGCAUUGUAAUAUAUGAAAUAGAUUAUAUCUAAAAUUGAACUUCUGUAUUUACUCCAUUUGUAAUAAUGUUUUAUAUGGCAUGUUUGUGUAUAUAUUUAUAUAUCAAAAAUACCUUGUAUGUAAGUUUCGGAGCCUGAAAUAAUAUGUGUUCCCUUAACAGUAAGUAGAAAAUUGUACAUCUUAAUUUUAUGAGAAUAGAAGGCCUUACUUGCAGAACAUGGGUACUGCUUCCCACCCAGUAAUAUCGGUGACUUUAGCCAGUAAUUUUUUAAUUCGUAUUAGACACAUCAAUGUUUUUCCUUUUAAAAUAAAUAGUGGAUAAUUUGGGUCAAAUUUUUUUAUAGAAGCAACGCUAGAAAAUUAUUAGAAAUUAAUACCAGAUUUAUUUAAAAGUUAUAUUUUUAUAAUUUAAUUUCACUAGGUUGCAAACUUUAUUUAUGAGACUUUAGUCACCAUCAGACUGUGCAUUUUGGUCGGGGAAAAAGGUGUUAUUAGAGGUUGUUGUAAUAUACUGUAUCAACACAGAAAAAGAGCUUUUGAUUACAAAGUCUUAAGUUUUUUAAUGUGAGCAAUAAACUAUUGGUCAGUGUUCUGAAAUAAUUUAAGAACUGUAGUUACAUGCAUGUUUUAUAAUGCCAUCGCAAAUACCUAACAACUGGUUCAGAAAAUGGAGUAUCAAAAUCUCAUGUGCUUGUUUCACAUUUGCAUUGUAAAUAACAUAGGUUCAUAGUCACAUACACGCAAACGAUCUUACAGACCUGGCAGCAAUUAACACAGUUUAAGUCAUUAACUUCAUUUCUAUUUGACGUGGAUAUGAGGAUAUGGUUCUGGUAUUUCUACUCUAUACUGGGAAACGUUAAAAUUGGUAUAUACCGCUGAGUGGUAUCUUAAUAGCAGUGUGUUCCCUAACUGCCGAUGAGGAAAUAAGUUCUGUUUCUGUGAUACCAGUGUGCUCUAAAUGUUUGACGGAAAUCAUUGUACCUGUGCCUACAUACUUAACAACGCUCUAACCGCUUUGUUUCUGUUGUUAGUGUGUUCCCUGGGAACUGAACUUCAAUUUUACCACUGUAGUGUUCAUUAUUGUCAAUAUUGAACUAGAGCUCUUUGUCACUCGGCAAUGACCAGUGAUACAACUUUACGGAAAAAUGUCUUCCUCCAGUGAUUUGACUGCUGUGAUAUAGAUUUACAUAUGUUUAUUUGUACAGUGUCCGGUUUGUACAUGUGACCAGUCUGUUGAUAGACUUGUAAGAUUGAGUUGGUUGAGUUAAAUAUUACUAUGGCUUAAUAUUUGUAAAACUCUUAAUUGAUAAAGGACCCUGAUGCAGCACGUAGGAUAAUAUUAAUAUCUAUAAAAAAAUAAAUUGUAGUAUAGAGACAACUUACUGUAUUGCUGUACAAAUAUUUUUUCAAGGACCAGUUCUGAUUCUGUGCCCAGAGGCUUUUGUCUUACCAAAAAAACGACUACGUAAAACAAAAAAUAGUCUGUCCAUUCAGUAACUUCAAGCUUGUUACAAUUUUUAUACCACAUUGUUAAAUCUUUUUGCUCACAUUUGUCGGAUCAAGGACUACAAGUAAAUGCUUUAGCGUGUAAUUUGAAUUUAGGCACACGUUAAAUGGUUGGCUGGUUCUAUAAAAGCAAUAGGCUUAACUGGACGGGACCCUUUCACCCUGCACUUCGUAGUAGAUGGGAGGUUAGAAGUUCCUAAGCUCGCUUUCAUCAGCAUUCGCAUUUGAUUUGAAGCAUGCAGAUCUUGCUGAGAUAAUUUUAACAUAUUGUUGGUCAAUCAAGAUACAGCCAUACCACAAUAGUUACACUGUGUCCCAAGUCCUUACCUUACUCUGAAGUAGUAUAUUUUAUCCACAGUGUUUUUUCAAAGGUUUGGGGUUUUGGUUUUUUUUUUUGAGGGGGGUGGGGGUGGGUUGGUUUGUUGUUGUUUAAGAGCUGAGUGUUUAACAAGAAGUGAAAUACAACUGGAACAGUGCUACAGAUGUGCUGUGAUACAGAUGGUAGAGUCACCUUAGAAACAGCAAAAGCUCAUUUUCUGUUUACUACCUAAUGAAGACAAAUUAACUGUGUAAAAUUAUUAUAUAUUUUCUUUUAUCCCUGCAGUACUUGUAACAGAUUGGUUUCCAAGGGGACCUAGAUAUUCAACCGAUAAAAGGGCUGUUAGUUUUCCGCUGUAAAUUGCUGUAUAUACAUCCUUGUUCAUAUGCAGAGGAAAGUGUAUUAAAUUUCAUAAAAUUGGCCAAGGCUUGACAAUGUGUUUCCAAUAACAAAUCUGGUAUUGACAGCUUACAGAGUUUCCUGGUUUUGAAUCGGGAAUACGGCUUGUACACUUUCUGCUGUGUCUGGAGGAAAUAACAGGUAGCUUUUAAACUAGAGCUAAUCUCUAGGUGCACUUGCAUUUUUGCUAAUUUUAAUGUGGGAAUUCACUGUGUCAUUUUUACAGUGUGUUAGAGGAGGAAACACACCAGAAAGACUAGAUUAAAAGACAUCUUAAAUGGCAGAAAAAAAAUUAUUAGCUGCUUUUUUUUUCCUCUCCUUUUCCCAAGGUUAUAACAGCCUCGAGGCAUCUAUAGAGAAACCUUAUAUGCUGCAAUAAAAUAAAGGUGAAUAAAUUUAGCUUUUAGGCGGUAGGUAGUGAGGCAAGUAGUCAUUUGGAUCCUUUUAAUGCAGAUAAAUACAUCAGGAAAUUAACUUCAAAUAAUGCAAACGAUAUAUUUUAGGGAGGGAAGGUAGUACUAUACUAUGAAUUUCUGCCCUGAAAGAACCAAGAAUGAGGUCGUACAAAUUAGGAGUAGAAAGAAAUCUGGAGUACCUAUCGUGUACACAUGCCUGUAUGACGUACGUGUCCUGCUCUGUGCUUACAGCUGUGUGUGUUGGUUUGCUAAUACACGGAGACCGUACAGAAGUUACAUUUUUGGACCAUACUGAAACUGCAGAAGUGUGGUGGACAACUGGAUAAUGAUCUUGUGUGAAUUAAAUUCUGUCAUAAUGUUUAAAUAUGUAUAGAACGGAGCUCAACUUCAAGGAAAUGACCUAGAAAGGUUAAUUUUGAAACUGACACAUUUUCAGAUUUAAAAUUACGCUUAUUUUGUACAGAAUUAUGUAAAACACGAAUCUGUUGUAUGUAAUGAGUAACAGUUUUGAAAACUAUAAUUCUUUAGCUUUAUCAAGGUUUUUUUCCUUCCAGAAAUCUAGAUUAUCAUGUUAUAACCUGAAGUAUCUCACCAGGAUAACAGUGCCCUUUCUUUUUGUACAUAUGGAUUGGAAAUUUCUUUACUGUUAUGUGGACACUUUCUAUGUUAGUUUUGAUGCAUAAUACUUUGAAUCCUUUUAUACAAACUAGAAUGUAUGUGUAAGAAUUACUGUCACUGCAAUGUAGUAACUACAAACUUAUUUUUAAAUAAAUAGAAAACAUGUUUUUCUAAGCUGUCCAACA